AUGUUAAGCUUUGCGGGUCAGGAAUUUAUUCCUGAUAUUAACCUGGCUUUUGACAUGAGGGAUACGGUAAUCGCACACGACAUCCUGAGUUUCGCAUUCAAGUUCCGUGUGGAUGUCGCCGAGAUCACAUUGGAAUCCAUUCAGGAGCUUCUGUUGAGAAAGCCGCAAGAGAAGGUCAACUGGGACGAGCUGAGCCGCAAGGCGGGCGCCGAGGAUCUCACCCUGCUGGCCUACGUCAACUGCCCCGACACCGAUACAGUGGACUCCCUAGCCAACAUCUUGACGGAUGCCGAUCUGUUCCUCACGCCACCAGACGACCUGAAUCCCCUGGAGGCCAAUGGCCUGAAGACUCCACCGCAGGUCCUGGUGCACACCGGCUUCCUCCGCGCCUACAUGAGCAUCCGCGCGACGAUCAUGUCGAUUCUGGAUCUGCUCAUUUUUGACCAGCAGUAUCCGGCAGGGACAGAUGGCCGCGCCUCCUCCACCACCGUCGUCUUCACGGGACACUCGCUAGGCGGUGCUCUGGCAACGCUGGCGACAUACGACUUGAGCGCCCGCAAGCAGGAAGGGGUCUUCACUGGCGAUAUCCUGUGUUACACCUUCGCCAGCCCCCGCGUGGGCAACUUGGUGUUCAUGAACGAGUUCAAUAAGCUGGCUUCAAAUGCCUGGCGUUUGACCAACACCAAGGACCUGAUCCCCAGGCCUCUCCUGCAGGGCGCCCGCGACCCCAACUUCAAGUACUACCAUGUGGCCGCCCACUGGGAUCUGCAGACAGCGGAGAACGACCCCAAUGCUCACGUGGGCCUUAUUGCGGAUUCCGGCCCACGCCGGCUCCCGGUGCAGUUUACCUACACGGGAAUCAAGGAGGGCAUUGAAAACCACCUGGGGGUUGCAUAUUACAACGGGCUUUGGAACUAUUUCAAGCUGGAACCGCCCCGGGAAACGGUCGACCGGGCCCAGCCACAGGCGGCUGAGGCCCUGGCAGAGCCCCCAACCCAGGAGGCUCCUGCUGCACGAGCACCGCCGCUUUCAGGCGUCCGCCGUUUUUUAACAUGCUUCAGCGGCUGA
Messenger RNA from Volvox carteri f. nagariensis, 1068 nucleotides. RefSeq lists its product as uncharacterized. Bases 1 to 1068 code for a protein of 355 amino acids. The transcript is spliced from 9 exons. The record is from RefSeq and is a predicted model, not a curated record. Lineage: Eukaryota; Viridiplantae; Chlorophyta; Chlorophyceae; Chlamydomonadales; Volvocaceae. Gene Ontology annotation, biological process: lipid metabolic process.